This is a messenger RNA of Odocoileus virginianus texanus, 7606 nucleotides long. The record is from RefSeq and is a predicted model, not a curated record. NCBI's taxonomy places the organism in Eukaryota, Metazoa, Chordata, Mammalia, Artiodactyla, Cervidae.
UGAUUCUAUUUGCUAUCGGUAAAAUGAAAAAAAGAAACCAAAAAAGAUGGCUUACAUAGAUCGCUCUCUCCGAUGGAUGAACAGUGUGAUCAGUGGGAAGGGAGUGGAAUUUGAAAACCCCCUGUUCUGUUCUCCCUCCUCAGGGGGGCAGUCCUGGAGGCAUGAGCAAGCUACGGGGAUGUCUCAGCUGGCACUGAAGAGAAGUCCUAGGAAAAAAAGGUUCAUUCUCCCAGGGACAUGAUACUGUAUUUCUCCCUCCUCAGAGCCAGCUUGAGGGUCACAUGGAGUGAAAAAAGUCGUCUCAUCAGUUAACACCAUCAGUGUGAUGACCACAUAGGACACAAUGGAAGCUGCAAAAAAAAAAGAAAAAAGUAACAUUGACCAAAUCGGCUUCCAGGAGGGUCCGUGACAACUGACCGUUCUGCUGAGCGAUCUAGACCUCUGUGUGAUGUGGAAAAAGUUAUUGGCUGGAAGAGGAGACUUCGACUAAAGAAAGAUUGAGCCUUAGUAGAAGAGUCAGCAAAGCUCUCUAAGAGAGGAACACAAACUCCAGAAGCAGGGACAUUCUUCAAAAGUGCCGUUUUGCACUCUGCAUGAGUUACACUCAGGCGCGCUCGCUGAGCUCACACCGGUUUCCCCUUCUGCGGGGCCAGCUUAUCUCCUCUCGCCAGGCUCACGGGCUGGGCCCCGAGCAGCCGGCCCUCCCCCGUGUGGCUCCAGACCGAGGAUAACAGCAGCCUGGAGCAGUGCCAAGCCCAGCCAGAUCCCCCAGAGGUCUGAGUGAGUGCCGACAUGCUGGCAGCUGGGGAAAUUUACAGACUCGAACUCCUCAUGCUGAAAGUCUGUCCUUGGGCAAUGCUGUUACAAUCCUGACACUUGAUCCUAGAGAUUCCGGCCACAGGUAGGUGUCUGUAUAUGUUCUUCAUAAAGCAGUUAAGCAAAAUGUGGAAGCUUGUACGAGAAAAGGCAAAAAAGAGGAAGAAGUAGAUGGAUGGAUAAAGCGACAGCUGCAUCUAAAAUUCCAGAAAUCUCGUGGCUAGCGCUAACAUGCUGCCAAGCUGCUGAGCUCUCGUUUACUCGAAAGCUUCUUUAGAAAGUGAGUCAUGACCACAUAUUUUGUUUUGCUUCAUUCAGGUUUGUUUAUAAUCUUGGACAGCCAGGCCACGCAAAGUCCACCCUCUUUCUGAACACGCCGAGAACACUCUCUGCUAUGGACCUGAAAGCUUAAUCUAGGAGCCAGCGGACCAAACCACACUGAAUCAAGUUUCAAGUCACUUGAGUCUGGAUAAUUAUUCCAUGGCCUAACUCUUUGGAUAAAAGUCGCUCGGUUCAAUCAGGAAGGCUAAAUGCAUAUGAAACAGAAAAGUAUAUACCAGCAAACUCAAGCACUUCUGUGCAAGAAUCUACUGAAGAAAUGGAGGAUGAAAAGAGAGAACUUGUUGGAAUGGGGGUUCCUGAUACUGUUAGCACUUUACAUGUGCAUAUUUUCACAUUUAAAUAAAAAUGUCCAUUUUCCUGGAAUGCCUCCCCAGAACCUGGGAAGGGUAGACAAAUAUAACAGGUCUUUUACGGAUGUUGUGUAUACACCAGUCUCCAACUUGACCCAGCAGAUAAUGAAUAAGACAGCAUGUGCUCCCGUUAUGAAAGGAAGAAGAAUCACUGCCGCACCAGAUGAGAAAGCCAUGGAUGAAAUAAUGCUAGACACUUUCUCUUACAGCGUGGGAGUCAUCUUUAAUGAUUCUUUCUCUUACAAGUUCAAAUUUUACCACAGAUACUACGUUCCAAUUUUGAAGGAGGAUUUUUUCACAGCUUACUGCCGGGGUACAAAUAUUAAUGACUUUUCCUGUGCACUGGAGAAAUACUGGAAAGGAGGAUUCGUGCCUUUACAAGCUGCCAUUAAUGCUGCUAUUAUACAAACGACAACAAAUCACUCUGUGAUGGAGGAGUUGAUGUCAGUUACUGCUGUAAAUAUGAAGACGCUACCCUUUAUCUUUAAGGAGAACCUUCAAAGUGAGAUGUUCAUUUUUUACUGCUUGCUUUACUUCUCCCCAUUUAUAUAUUUCCUAUCACUCAAUGUGACAAGAGAGAGAAAAAAGUACAAGGAUUUGAUGAACUUGAUGGGUCUGCAGGAUUCAGCCUUCUGGCUUUCCUGGGGUUUAAUCUAUGCUGCCUUCAUCUUCGUUACUUCCAUAAUCAUCACAGUCAUCAUAACAUCUACUGAAAUUAUCAUCCUGACGGGCUUCACGGUCAUAUUUACUCUAUUUUUCUUGUAUGGCUUAUCCUUGAUCGCUUUGGCCUUCCUGAUGACUGUGCUGCUAAAGAAAACCAUCCUCACCAGUUUGGUUGUGUUUCUCCUCACCCUCUUCUGGGGGGGUGUGGGAUUCACUGCGUUUUACCAACGACUUCCUUCACCUUUGAAGUGGAUUUUCAGCAUCUGUAGCCCCUUUGCCUUCAGUGCUGGAAUUAACCAGAUUAUCCACCUGGAUUAUACUAUGAAUGGUGUCAUUUUUCCUGACACUUCUGGAGACUCAUAUAUAAUGAUAGCAACUUUUUCCAUAUUGACUUUUGAUGCCCUUUUAUACUUGGUGUUGGCGUUAUACUUUGACAAAAUCCUACCCUAUGGAAAUGAGUCCCAUUAUUCGCUAUUAUUUUUCCUGAACUCAUCAUCUUGUUUCCAACACCGGAGGACUGGUAGUCAUGUCGCCGAGAUAGACGCGGACCCUGAGCCCCUCUCUGAUGAUUACUGUGAGCCCAUGGCUCCAGAAUUCCACGGGAGAGAAGCCAUCAGAAUCAGAAAUGUUAAAAAAGUAUAUAAAGAAAAGACUGGAAAAGUGGAAGUAUUGAAAGGCUUGUUCUUGGACAUCUAUGAAGGUCAGAUCACAGCAAUCCUGGGUCACAGUGGGGCUGGCAAGUCGGCGCUGCUGAGCACCCUUAGUGGGUUGUCUGUUCCGACAGAAGGAUCAGUUACCAUCUAUAAUAAAAAUCCCUCCGAAAUUCAAGACUUGGAGGAAAUCCGAAAGAUAACUGGUGUUUGUCCUCAAUUCAAUGUUCAGUUUGACACGCUCACUGUGAAGGAAAACCUCAGGCUGUUUGCAAAAAUAAAAGGGAUUCAGCCAAAGGACGUGGAACAAGAGGUACAAAGAGUUUUACUGGAAUUGGACAUACAGAACAUUCAGGAUAAUCUUGCUACACUUUUAAGUGAAGGUCAGAAAAGAAAGCUGACCAUUGGGAUUGCCCUUUUAGGAGAUCCUCAAGUUUUGCUAUUAGAUGAGCCAACUGCGGGACUGGAUCCUUUCUCAAGACAAAGAAUAUGGAACUUCCUCCGGGAGCGCAAAGCAGACCACGUGAUCGUCUUGAGUACCAACCUGACGGAUGAAGCGGACAUCCUGGCUGAUAGGAAAGUGAUCCUGUCCAACGGGAAGCUGAAAUGUGUGGGCUCCUCUAUCUUUUUGAAGCGAAGAUGGGGUCUCGGCUAUCACCUAAGUUUGUGCAGAAGUGAAAUGUGUGAUCCAGAGAAAAUAACAUCCUUAAUCAAUCACCACAUCCCUGAUGCUAAAUUGAAAAUGGAAAGCAAAGAAAAGCUUGUGUAUACAUUGCCUGCGGAAAGGACAAAUAAAUUUUCAGACCUUUUCGGUGACCUUGAUGAGGGUUGCGGCCCGGGUGUGAUGAGUUACGAGGUUUCCACGUCGACUCUGAAUGAAGUCUUCAUGAAACUGGAAGGGAACUCGACGGCUGAGCAAGAUUUUGAACAAGCAGAGUUGAGCAGGGACACGGGACAGCUACAUGAAAUGGACCCACCUUGCCCUUCUCCCCCUGAGAUGCAGAAGGCUGUGAGUGUCGCGGGCCUCUGGAGGCUGCAGUUCUGGGCGAUGGCACGGCUCCGCUUCUUACAGUUAAGACGAGGAAAGAAAGGGCUUCUGACCCUACUGUUCGUGUUUGGAAUUGCUACGUUCCCUUUGAUUGUGGAAAGCAUACUCUACGCGGUGGUGAAUGAAACCUCUGACUGGGAGUUUACGCCUGAGUUGUAUUUCCUCUCUCCGGGACGGCUUCCCCAGGACCCCCGUACCAGCCUACUGAUCAUCAACAACACGGAAUCAGAUAUUGAAGAUUUUAUACAGUCACUGAAGCAUCAAAAUAUACUUUUGGAGGUAGAUGACUUUGAAAAUAGAAAUGGCACUGAAGAUCCCUCUUACAAUGGGGCCAUCAUCGUUUCUGGUAAACGAAAGGACUAUCGGUUCUCGGUCGUGUGCAACACCAAGAGGCUGCACUGUCUUCCUGUCCUGGUGAGUGUUGUCAGCAGCGGGCUGCUCCGGAUGUUCGGUCAGACACAGCGUAUUCGCACCGAGAGAAGCGCAUACCCUUUGGGCUACACGCUGCUCUGGACGGGGCUCCCCGAAGGGUCGUUCUUCUUGUUUAUUGUCAUGUGCAGCCUGUCUCCUUACAUCGCCAUGAACAGUGUCAGCGAUUACAAAAAGAGAACCAAGGCCCAGCUGUGGCUCUCUGGCCUCCUCCCCUCUGCGUACUGGUGUGGGCAGGCACUGGUGGACGUCAGCCUCUACAGUCUCAUUCUCCUUUCCAUGUAUCUGAUUUUCUACCUAGCAGACAUGGUGUACAUUUAUCUCACAAGUCGAGUUUUAUUUGCUUUGGUUGUCAUGACGCUUGGUUAUGCAGCUUCACUUGUCUUCCUGACAUACGUGAUAGCAUUUAUUUUUCGUAAGAGGAGAAAAAAUAGUGGCCUUUGGUCAUUUUGCUUCUAUGUAAUCACAGUCAUCACAUUUGGCAUCACUAUGCUAUUUGGGCCAGACGUCCCUGUCCUGAUAGCUUGCAUGGCUUUAGCUCCCUCAGCAACCUUGAGUGGAUUUAUAACUUUUUUGCAAGAGAGAAUGCAUUCAUACAGGAUGAAACAUCAAGACGCAAAUUUUGACCUGAGUGCAGCUGACCUUCUAGUGUGCCUAAUACCUUACUUUCAGGCUUUGCUCUUCAUGUUUGUCCUGCGAUGCCUAGAAGCAAAGUGUGGAAAGAAAAUAAUGCAAAAGGAUCCUGUUUUCAGAAUUUCCCCAAAAAGCAGAGAUGCUCGUUCAAAUGCGGAAGAACAUGCAGAUGAAGACGAAGAUGUUCAAGCAGAAAGAAUAAGAACAGCCACCGCCCUGAACACGUCAAUAGAGGAGAAACCGGUCAUAAUUGCUAGCUGUCUGCACAAAGAAUAUGCCGGCCAGAAGAAAAGGUGCUUUUCAAGAAGGAGGAAGAAGACAGCAGUGAGAAACAUCUCCUUCUGUGUUAAAAAAGGAGAAAUUUUGGGAUUGCUGGGACCUAACGGUGCUGGUAAAAGUUCGUCUGUUAGAAUGAUAUCUGGGAUGAUGACGCCAACAGCUGGAGAGGUGGAGUUGACGGGGCACGGUUCGGAUCUGGAUCAGGAGGGGGACGCCAGCAUCCGGUUCCUGGGCUACUGUCCCCAGGAGAAUGUGCUGUGGCCCAGCCUGACCACGCUCGAGCAUCUGGAGGUGUUCGCCGCUGUGAAAGGGCUGCGGCGAGCGGACGCCCGCGUGGCCAUCUCACGACUGGUGGACGCCUUCAAGCUGCACGAACAGCUGAACGUUCCCGCGCAGAAGUUACCGGGAGGGGCCGCCAGAAAGCUGUGUUCUGUGCUGAGCCUGCUGGGAGACCCGCCCGUCCUGCUUCUGGAUGAGCCGUCCACAGGCUUGGACCCCGCCGAGCAGAAGCAGCUGUGGCAGACAAUCCAGACAGCGGUUAGAAACACGGCGAGGGGCGCCCUGCUGACCACCCACUCCAUGGCCGAGGCGGAGGCCGUGUGCGAUCGUGUGGCCAUCAUGGUGUCCGGGAGGCUGAGAUGCAUCGGCUCCAUCCAACACCUGAAAAACAGCCUCGGCAAGGAUUACAUUCUGGAACUAAAACUGAAGGAGGCUUCCCAGGGGGCGCCGGUCCACACGGAGGUCCUGAGGCUUUUCCCGCGGGCCGCCCAGCAGGAAAGGUACUCCUCCUUCUUGGCUUACAGACUGCCUGUGCAGGACGUCCAUCCUCUCUCUCAGGCCUUUCACAAGUUAGAGACAGGUAAGAAUGGCCAUUUUUAAAUAAAACUUUUGAAGAAUUAGUUCUUACCUUAAUUAUGUUCAUUUUUCAAUUGAUGUACAGAAGAUUUACACUAUUACAUUUGUUCCAGGCAUACAAAACAGUGGUUCAGAGUUUUUGUAGAUUAUACUCUGUUUAAAAUUAUUAUAAAAUACUGGCUGCAUCCCCUGUGCUAAACAAUAUGUCCUUGCAGUUUUUUAUUUUACGUGAGAUACACAUUUAUACAGCACACCUCCUUUAUCCAUUCAUCUGUUGAUGGACACUUAGUUUGCUUCCAUAUCUUAGCUAUUGUAGACAAUGCUGUUUUUGAACACUGGAGUGUAUGAAUCUUCUUGAAUUGGUGUUUUCAUUUUCUUUAGCUAUGCAUCCAGGAGUGGGAUUUCUAGAUCACACAGGAGUUCCAUUUUUAGAACAAGUUGCAAGCUAAGAGACAUUGGGUAAAGCCACGUAACCCCUGUGUCUCUAGGUGGCUCGUCUCUAAGUGAAAGGUAGUAUCAGUGGCCACUUGUCUGGAUUACUAGGAGGACUGAGCAGGUUCAUCUGGAAGAGCCUAGAGCGGUGCCCGACUCCUCAUGUUUGAGACGAAAGAAAUCUGGUUUGCUUUCUUGCUCUUCCUAAAUGUACAGACACACCUGCCUACUCCUGCGCCAGGGCUUCACACUCUAAUCCUUCUUCCUGGAAUUCUGCUUCUUAAAUAUCCAGGCUGUUCCUCACUUCUUUUAGGUUUAUGCUCAGUUAUCAGCUUGUUACUGUGGCCUUCCUUAAAAUCAUCCUGGAAAAAGAGCACCAACAUAUUUCCUAGAUAUUUCUUUUCUCCAGAGUAGUACUAUUAGUUACUUUAUUACACAUGUAAGUGCUUCUUUAGAAUGCAGACGGCAUGAAGGCAGGGGUUUAGGCUUUGCCCGAUCUCUGCUGCUCCAUCCCCGGAACCCAGGGGUGGCUCGUGCGCCGAGGAUCCUGUGCGUAGACGGUGAACUGUGGACCCGUGAGUGUGUAUGGAGCGCAUCUGAUGGCAGACUUCCUGGUGGGGAAGCCCGGUAGAGAGGGGACUGCAGAGAAACUGGCUGUAGCACAGAUACGCAGGACCUUGAGGUCUUUUUAAAGGGAAUGCGAAGGAAUUGCAACCUUCCUCAUGUGUGAGAAUGUAUCGGUGAGUUCCUCAGUCCCUCAAGGAACUCAGCUGUCUCCCCAAGAUACACAUACUAAGUAAUAGUUGGCUAUGAAGUUCCUUUGAGUUUUUCCAUAAGAUGUUACAAAGGAACUUUGUGGCCAACCGAGUAAUAAACCAUAUUAUCAGUAAGUGAUCUGAUAAAAUUCUAAUAUCAAGAUGAGUUUAAUAUGUAUUUAUACUGAUACUUUGACUUUUCACUAUUUCAUUCUUUCACCAAGCAUUUGCUCAUUCAGUUCUGUGUUCCAUUCAUAUUCAUUACUGGCACUUUUAUUUCAGAUGACUUUGAAAAGAUGGUUGGUAAUAAAUAAAUUGUAAGCAUCUACUACCAGUCUAUUUUUUUUUUUNUGG